AUGAAGCAAGGUACCAUUAAAAACUUCUUUGGAAAUAGCCAAAAGAAAAAGGAAGAAUUAGGUGAAAGCAAUUUAGGUUCUGACAAAAAAUGUGCUACUCAGUCUCAAAAAGGUGCUGAGACAAAUGGUUAAAACUCAAAGGAAUCCCAAUAAAAGCCUGAUGAAUCAAAAUCAUAGCAAGAAGAAUCUUAAUUAAAAGAAAAACCAAAAGCAUAAAAAAGAAGAUAAAUAAUAGAUAGCAGUGAUGAUGAAGAAGUUCCUUCAUUGGCUACGAUGUCUAUAAGUAAUAAGUAAAUAAAAAAAGUGGAAAAUGAGAACUAAAAAAAUGAGUCUUCUAAAUCAGAAACAAAAUCAUCCACAGAUUCUAGCAAUUUGUCGAAAUAAAUACUUGAAAAACCAAAAAAUGAAGAUGAAAAAUUAAGCCAAUCAUCUAAAAAAGCAGCAGAAUAAUAAGAUACAAAAAAGAAACCAACUAAUAAUUUGAGAAAACUUUUGGAUAAGCACUUUGACCCUAUUGAAGACGCUCCAUUCUAUAAGGAUUAAGAAGUCUUGUUUGGUUAUUUAUGUGAUGGAUUUGAAAGAGUAAAUGAACAGGAAGGUAAAAAUUCAAAGGCUAUACAAAUUGAAAUAAUGUCAAAAAUUUUCAAGUCGAUCAUAUUACUUAAUCCUGACUAGGUAUAUGAAGCUUAUAUGUUUUGUAUUUUAAAGAUAGCACCUGAUUAUGAGUCUAAUGAGCUUGGUGUGGGUAGGGAAAUACUUUAAAAAGCAAUUAGUAAUUGUUGUGGUAAAUCAGUUACUUAAAUCAGAGAUAGCCUUAAUAAACUUGGUGACUUAGGUAAGGUUGCGUCCGAAGCCAAAUCUACCUAAAAAAACAUCACAAAUUAUUUUUAAAAGCAGGCUAAAGAAAAGCCUCCUAUUACUCUUAAUAGAACUUUUAAUGAUUUGAAAAGUAUUGCAGCUGCUUCAGGAAAGGACUCAACUGCAGAAAGAGAAAGAAUUAUUAUAAAAUAUAUGAAUGAAGCAAAACCAGAUGAAGCAUGCUAUUUUAUUAGAUUUUUAGAGUAGAAUUUGAAAAUUGGUGCUGCUGAAAAAACAAUGUAGGCAGCUCUUUCCAAAGCAUUCUUUGAAAUUGCCCACAAUAUCAAAAGCAAUCACGUUUACACAGAAUAAUAAAACUAACUUUUAGAAGAAUUUAACUUCAAUAUCACUAGAUGUCUGUGUGAGUUUCCAAACUAUUACUAAGUCAUUGAGACUUUGAAAUAAAUUGGCAAAGAUAUUUCUAAAUUAUUAGAUAUCUGCAAGAUCACGAUAGGCGUUCCCUGCAAGCCUAUGCUUGCCAAACCAACAAAAUCAAUUUAAGUUAUUUUGGAAAGAUUCAAAGACAUGACUUUUACUUGUGAAUACAAGUAUGAUGGAUUGAGAGGUCAAAUACACUACGAUGGAAAAGAUGUUACUAUUUUUAGCAGAAACCUAGAAAAUAUGACAUAGAUGUAUCCUGAUAUUGUAGAAUUCAUAAAAAAACAUGUCAGCUAAUCGAAAACUGUUAAAAAUUUUAUUUUAGAUAGUGAAAUUGUAGCUUUUGAUAAAAACACCAACAAAAUUAGACCUUUCUAAUAAUUAGCAACAAGAGGAAGAGUCAAUGUCAAAUUAGAUGAAAUUGAUAUAAAAGUUUGUGUUUUUAUGUUCGAUUUAAUAUAUAUCAAUGACUAGAGUUUGCUACAAACAACACUUUAAGAAAGAAGAUAAAAAAUUUAGGAGUGUUUUGUUCAAGAACCUGGUGAGUUCUGCUUUGCUGAGCACAUAAACACUGAAGAUGUUGAACAAAUUUAAGAAUUCUUAGAAAAAUCUGUUAAGGUGGGAUGUGAAGGCUUGAUGGUUAAAACUUUAGAAACUAACUCAACUUAUGAACCAGCAAAAAGAUCAUUUAAAUGGCUUAAACUCAAAAAAGAUUAUUUAGAUAGUGGGUUAGGAGAUACACUUGAUUUAGUUCCGAUUGCAGCCUUCAAGGGUACAGGUAAAAGAGUUGGAUUGUAUGGUGCUUACCUAUUAGCUUGCUACAAUGAAGAUAUGGAACGUUAUGAAACAAUAUGUAAAAUAGGUACAGGAUUUUCAGAUGAAAUCUUAGAAGCAUGCUAUAAAUUCUUCUAAGAUAAAAUUAUACCAUAGCCAUAAUCUGAUUAUUUAACCAAAGAUUUUAAAGCAGAUGUAUGGUUUAAACCUUCUGUAGUUUGGGAAAUUAAGGGAGCAGAUUUACAAAUAUCACCAGUAUAUACUUGUGCAAUUAGUGAAACAAAUUAAGAAAAAGGUAUUGGUCUUAGAUUCCCUCGUCUUAUCAGAGUUAGAGAUGAUAAAGAUCCAGUCGAUGCUACUUCUCCUUCUUUUAUAUACGAUAUAUAUAAACAAUAAGCUGUUGUAGCAAAUGAUUUUGAUGAUGGUGAUGAUUUCUAUUGA
Molecule: messenger RNA, 2451 nt
Organism: Tetrahymena thermophila SB210
Lineage: Eukaryota; Ciliophora; Oligohymenophorea; Hymenostomatida; Tetrahymenidae
Product: DNA ligase I, ATP-dependent protein
Exons: 5
Biological process (GO): lagging strand elongation; DNA biosynthetic process; DNA repair
Cellular component (GO): mitochondrion; nucleus
Molecular function (GO): DNA binding; ATP binding; DNA ligase (ATP) activity
Source: RefSeq, a predicted model, not a curated record